This is a messenger RNA of Aricia agestis (brown argus), 2334 nucleotides long. RefSeq names its product acetylcholine receptor subunit alpha-like. Gene Ontology annotation, cellular component: postsynaptic membrane; synapse; neuron projection. NCBI's taxonomy places the organism in Eukaryota, Metazoa, Arthropoda, Insecta, Lepidoptera, Lycaenidae. The coding region runs from base 241 to 1848 and encodes 535 amino acids. The record is from RefSeq and is a predicted model, not a curated record. Gene Ontology annotation, biological process: chemical synaptic transmission; signal transduction; monoatomic ion transmembrane transport. The transcript is spliced from 11 exons. Gene Ontology annotation, molecular function: acetylcholine-gated monoatomic cation-selective channel activity; transmembrane signaling receptor activity.
GUCCGCGCCGCCUCAGUCGCAGCCGAGCGAGCGCCUCGAAGCGCCGUACGCGCCCAAUCCGCCCUCCGCGUACCAUGAACUGACGACGGACGAUCGGUCGCUGGAUCCGCGUCUAUAAAGUGAUAAAGUGAUCAUAAUAAUGGUUUUAUUGUAACGUGCUUCAACAAAGUAAGCGGUAGCGGGCGGUGCGAGGCUGGGCGGCGCGCGCGCGCGAUGCGCUGACGCCAUGUGCGCGCCGAGAUGCGCGCGCGCGCUCUGCCCGCCCGCGCGGCGCGCAUUCUGCUCCUGGCCCUGCUACUUGCCGGGUGCGCCGGCAACCCGGACGCGAAGCGGCUGUACGACGACCUGCUGUCCAACUACAACAAGCUAGUGCGGCCCGUGCUCAAUGUCAGCGACGCGCUCACCGUGCGCAUCAAGCUGAAGCUCAGCCAGCUCAUAGAUGUCAACCUUAAGAAUCAGAUUAUGACUACGAACUUAUGGGUUGAACAGAGCUGGUACGACUACAAGCUAUCAUGGGAGCCGCGCGAGUACGGGGGCGUGGAGAUGCUGCACGUUCCCUCGGACCACAUCUGGCGGCCGGACAUUGUGCUCUACAACAAUGCGGACGGCAACUUCGAAGUGACGCUGGCGACGAAGGCGACGCUCAACUACACUGGGCGCGUGGACUGGCGGCCGCCCGCCAUAUACAAGUCGUCCUGCGAGAUCGACGUAGAAUACUUCCCCUUCGACCAGCAGACCUGCAUCAUGAAGUUCGGCUCGUGGACGUAUGACGGCUUUCAGGUGGACCUGCGUCACAUAGACGAGGCUCGCGGCACGAACGUAGUGGAGCUGGGCGUGGACCUCAGCGAGUUCUACACCUCCGUCGAGUGGGACAUACUAGAGGUGCCGGCUGUUAGAAAUGAGAAGUUUUACACGUGCUGCGACGAACCAUAUCUGGACAUCACGUUCAACAUAACGAUGCGGCGCAAAACUCUCUUCUACACAGUCAACCUCAUCAUCCCCUGCAUGGGUAUCUCGUUCCUAACCGUGCUGGUGUUCUAUCUCCCUUCCGACAGUGGGGAGAAGGUAUCUCUGUCUAUCUCCAUCCUGCUCUCUCUCACUGUGUUCUUCCUACUGCUAGCGGAGAUCAUUCCACCGACGUCGCUCGUUGUACCGCUGCUCGGGAAAUUCGUACUCUUCACGAUGAUUCUUGAUACAUUUAGUAUCUGCGUGACGGUGGUGGUGCUGAACGUGCACUUCCGGUCGCCGCAGACGCACACGAUGGCGCCGUGGGUCCGCCGCGUGUUCAUCCACGUGCUGCCGCGCCUGCUCGUCAUGCGCCGACCGCACUACCGCCUCGACCCGCACCGCAGCCGCUUUGCCGGCAUAGUGAGCAGCGAGGGUUGGUCGCCCGUCGUCAUGCCGAUGGGCGGCAUGGGCGGUAUGGGGGGCAUGGGGGGCAUGGGGUCUACAUCUAUGGGGCACAUGGGGAUGGGCGUGGAGGACAACUCAGUGCCGGAGUCCCCCGCGCCGGGCGCCUGCAGGCUCCACGACGCCCCCGCGCUGUGCGACGCGCUACGCCGCUGGCACCGCUGCCCCGAGAUACAUAAGGCCAUCGAUGGCAUCAACUACAUCGCUGAUCAGACUCGCAAAGAGGAGGACUCGACUAGAGUGAAAGAGGACUGGAAGUACGUGGCGAUGGUGCUGGACCGGCUGUUCCUGUGGAUAUUCACACUGGCGGUGCUGGUGGGCUCCGCCGGCAUCAUCCUGCAGGCGCCCACACUGUACGACGAGCGCGCGCCCAUCGACGUGCGCCUCUCCGAGAUCGCGUACGCCACCGCCAAGCCGCGCCCCCCGCCGCCGCGUUAAUCCGCCACUGGUCAGAAGCCUAAGCAAGAAUAUCUCGAGAGCGGAGAUUUUUGAGUGGCAUAUAGGAUAAAUGCACUGUAUAAGUAUCAUAUUGGUCGGAAUUCGUAGUUGUUAAAUUAAGUAUGCGUGUAAUUGCCGUUUUUGCUUGGACUUCUGUCGUAAGUGGGUUCAAUUAUUGCGUACGUCGCUCCGCCCGGGACCGAAUGUCGGACCGAUAAGUCGUUUCGAUUCAUUAUCGCACAGUUAACAUAUUGUGUAUGUUUGUAGCCGACAAGUCGGACGCCUAUGGUCGGGGUGGCUCAGUGGCAGUACGUAACACGUUCGGGACUCGAACUCCGACCGUCGCCGUUUGCUCGGUCCGUCGCACUGUUUAUAUUAUACAAAAUUAUUGUAAAUAAAAUGAUAUUAAUAGUUUAUACGACGAAGUAAUGAGAUCGAAGAUAAGUCGAAUUUCUUUUGAUAGAGACAAAAUAAAAUCAAUUGUUU